Messenger RNA from Brassica oleracea var. oleracea, 723 nucleotides. RefSeq lists its product as uncharacterized. The record is from RefSeq and is a predicted model, not a curated record. NCBI's taxonomy places the organism in Eukaryota, Viridiplantae, Streptophyta, Magnoliopsida, Brassicales, Brassicaceae. The transcript is spliced from 2 exons. Bases 1 to 723 code for a protein of 240 amino acids.
AUGGGGGAAGCAAAAAUACUAAUUGAGGUGGAGUUAGAUAAACCAUUCCCGAAGCUCAUUGCACUUCAUGACAAGCAAGGUAAUAUCUUUUUCGUAGAAGUUGAGUACUCUUGGAUUCUAGUGCUUGUGAAAGGUGUUGAGCACUUGGACACAAGGAGAAGAGGUGCUUAUUACCACCUCAGUCACAAGAUUAUGCUCCUAUUACAAAAGAGCAUCAUAUCAUCCGAGCCAAAUUCACACUCACCCAUUGCCCAGCAAACACAUGAGACUUUCAAAAAGCCAUUGGUCACUCUUUCUCCUAAGUAUGCAUUUGCUAGUCCGGUUACACAUUCGCAUGAGGUACACUCGGACCCUUGCUCACAGAUUAAUCACACUUUUCCCUUGUUAGCAGCGGAGAAAGCUGUGCCAGUUCAGUCACAUAUUAUGGAAAGCAUUCCAUCACAUUCUAUCAUUUUGGAAGACUCUGAGACUUCUAAAAUUGAGCAACCAAUUGAUUCUCGUUCUUCUCUCACUCUUGAUCAUCACAACCUCCAUAUGGAGGAUACUCCGUUUGUAUAUGGGAAAGGUAAUGGUUUUGAUAUGGUUGGAGAUUCUUCUAGUUACACAAUAACUAGAGGUGGAAGGACUAUAAAACCAACACAAAAGGUUCAAGAUAUGAGGUGGACAAGAGCUAGUGGAAGAGGUAAAAAAGGUCAUCGUGGUCGAGGGAAUCAAAAUCACUAG